UUCAAUUUUAUUAUUAUUGAUAAAUAAUAAAAGCAUGAGAACCUAACCUAACAGGCACUAAAAAUAAUCAAGUUGAUCGUGUACCAUUUAACGUUUCAAAAGUUCGAUGGAAACGGAAGCCAGCACUUCGAAGGAACAAGAUGCAAUCAAUGCAGAUACAAAUUCAUUAGAAGCAAUUGAACAAAAAAUUAUUGCAUUAGCGCAAACAAGACCAAAAGGAAUAUCUGAUAAAGAUUUAACAGUUGAAAUACCAGAUUUACAACCUGCUCAAAAAGCUCAAAUAAUAAAUAAACUUUUAUCUCAGGGUCACUUUGAUCUAUUUAAGCAAGGUGGUUCCUUGUUAUACCGUUUGAAAGAUCCUUCUAAAGCAAAAAUAGCUAAAGGUGCAGACAAUGAAGAGAAGAUUGUAUAUUCAAUAAUUGAAGAGGCAGGAAACAAAGGAAUCUGGAUCCGUGAUAUAAGAUUCAAAUCCAAUCUAAUGCCAACUCAAUUGAAUAAAAUUCUGAAAAGCUUAGAAACUAAGAAAUUUAUUAAAGCUGUUAAGUCAGUUGCAGCAAGCAAGAAAAAAGUAUACAUGCUUUACAAUUUAGAACCAGACACAUCUGUGACUGGUGGUGCUUGGUAUCAAGAUCAGGAUUUUGAGGCAGAAUUUGUUGAUGUUCUUAAUCAACAAUGUUAUAGAUUUUUAGAAAAAAAGAGAGAACAAAUGAAUGCUUGUAGAGGUGGGCCAAUUAUGGCUAGAAAUGUUACAUUUGCUUCAUCCAAAGAAGUUUGGAAAUUUAUUUCUGAUUUAGGAAUAAGCAAGGUAAAGUUAUCAGUUGAAGACUUGGAAAUGAUAUUAAACACUUUAGUUUAUGAUGGUAAAGUAGAACGUACUCUUUCAGGUGAUGGUAACACUUUAUAUAGGGCAGUAGAACCUUUGUUAAAUCCACCUGGAUUAAUUAAAUCUACUUGUGGUGUUUGUCCCGUGAGGAAAAAUUGUUGUGAUGUUGGUGAUGUUACACCUACAAAGUGCCAGUACAUUACAGAAUGGUUAGAAUAA
Molecule: messenger RNA, 1042 nt
Organism: Habropoda laboriosa
Lineage: Eukaryota; Metazoa; Arthropoda; Insecta; Hymenoptera; Apidae
Gene: Polr3F
Product: probable DNA-directed RNA polymerase III subunit RPC6
Exons: 4
Coding region: 107-1042 (311 amino acids)
Biological process (GO): transcription by RNA polymerase III
Cellular component (GO): RNA polymerase III complex
Source: RefSeq, a predicted model, not a curated record